Molecule: messenger RNA, 322 nt
Organism: Balaenoptera ricei (Rice's whale)
Lineage: Eukaryota; Metazoa; Chordata; Mammalia; Artiodactyla; Balaenopteridae
Product: cytochrome c oxidase subunit 7B, mitochondrial-like
Exons: 1
Coding region: 30-272 (80 amino acids)
Biological process (GO): mitochondrial electron transport, cytochrome c to oxygen
Source: RefSeq, a predicted model, not a curated record
GUUGCCGCCGUUCUGUCUUUAGCUUCACGAUGCUUCCCUUGGCCAAAAACGCACUAAGUCGUCUCGGAGUUCGAAGCAUUCAGCAAACAAUGGCAAGGCAGAACCACCCGAAGCGGGCACCUGAUUUCCAUGACAAAUAUGGUAAUGCUGUAUUAGCCAGUGGAGCCACUUUCCGUGUUGCUGUAUGGGCAUAUACAGCAACACAAAUUGGGAUAGAAUGGAAGCUGUCCCCUGUUUGCAAAGUCACCCCAAAGGAAUGGAGAGAACAGUAAUCAUCCCAGCUGGUUUAAUACUGAAUUGUUUCAAAAUCAACUCAUAAUUG